Rattus rattus (black rat) is the source of this 5052-nucleotide messenger RNA. RefSeq names its product coiled-coil domain containing 180 (gene Ccdc180). The transcript has 40 exons. The coding region runs from base 1 to 5028 and encodes 1675 amino acids. Lineage: Eukaryota; Metazoa; Chordata; Mammalia; Rodentia; Muridae. The record is from RefSeq and is a predicted model, not a curated record.
AUGGCGUUCGUGUUGGGUGCGGUGAGCCUCCAGGCUUGGGUCAGGUCCUCCAAAUCGCUGGGCUUGGGGGACAGCGGGCUGAUUGAGCAGAUAGGAAGGGGAAUUGGGUCAGCAGCCAAGAUGUCGAAAGUGGGAAAGGUGUCGCAAGUACAGAAUGGCAAAGUCUACCAGCAGAUCUUCCACGCCCAGGUGCAGCUGGUUCAGUCCCUGGCAGCCACCAGGAAGCGGGCUGCAGAGCAUUCUGAGACUCCAAAGAACGUCAAGACACCCAUGAUGAAGAAGGUGCCGCUACCUGAGGGGGAGACUAUGACCCCUCGGCAGAGGAAGUGGGUGCGUAGCCUCCCCAACGACGGGGUCACGGAAAACCCAGUUCUCUAUAGGGAAAAGGAAGAAGCCAGGAAGGAGAUGGAGCGUCUGACAGAGGACAUGAUUGCUUCCCAAGAGGUGCAGGGCCUCAUGGACAUCAUAGUUCCUGAGAAGGUGAGCAACCUCCAAGAGUAUGAAGACCACAAGAAGAGGAAGUACCUGAGGGCGCUGGCGAGCUUUCAGGAAGAGUUGGAGCAGAUUGGGGUGGAGUUGGAACCUCUCAUCCUGGAGAAAGGGAGACUUCUUCUGAAAAAGAUCUCAAAGUCUGAUGAGGACGUUGACAAGCUCUUCAAGAACGUCGAGAUCGAACCAGACCUCGAUAGCUACACUAUCGAAACCCUGUUGGAACUGUGGGAAAAGGUGGCUGAAAGAUUCAUGCAGCAGAAGCAGGAGAUUAAGGAGCUGGAUGAAGAGCUAUUGGCCCUGGAGGUUUCUCGAGCUGACAAGCUAAAGGAAGUGCUGAAGAAAUAUGUCGGCAUCAUAGAGAAAACCGCCUACAUCCUGCAGCCCGACGUAUAUAGGCUGAUAGAUAAAGAAGCCAUGGCCAUGAACCAGGCUCUCCUGGGCAACCGGAGGGCCAUCGCUCAGCUGUUAGUCAACCUGACUGAGGCCACCCUACAGCAGGAACUUGACAACCGCCACCGCUGGCAGAGCCUGGUGGACACCUGGAAGGCCCUCAAGAAGGAGGGCCUGAUACAGCGCUUCACUGAGUUCAUGGCUAGCGAGGAGAUCCAGGAUCCCCCAGAAGUGAAGAAGGAACUAGAAGAAAUGCAGAAGAACCAGGAGGUCCUUCAAAAAGUGAGGCUUGACCACCUCUGCACCAUCUGUAACCUCCUGCCCCCUAACUAUAACAAAAACCAGCUGACUGAGUGGUAUAACUCUCUCACUUCCCUCAACAAGCAGCUUGACACCUACCACAUGGACAGCAUGUCACUGGUACGCUUCCUGUAUGAGAAGAUUUGGCAACAGUGUCUGUCCCGUGUGCAGGAAUGCAAGCAGCAGCUGUUGGAGUGGAAAGCCUUUUCUGAAGCAGAGGCAGAGAGCCUAGUGAACCCAACCUUCUUCCUGAUGGUGGGGGAAUUCCAGAGCAAGGUGGAGAAGCAGCUGGAGCUCCUGGAUAGCUCCUUUGAGAUUUUGGCCAAGGACACGGAAUUGAAGAGCUCAGACCUCUUCAGGUACUUCCAGGAGGCUGUGAAGUUGUGGGAGGGGCACCAGAGUGUUCUGUUGACCCAAGAGCUGGAGCUGGAGAAGAGGAUAGAGCAGCAUCGACAGAAGCACAACCAGGAGACCCAGAACCAAGAGACUUCCCUUGAUAAGCUUCUAGACCAACUGAGACAGCAAAGCCAAGAAGAGUCACUGAAGAUACACAUGGAUAAGGCCAGGACAUUUCUGAAGAACAUGAAGUCCAGGUAUGAAUGUUUUCAUAUCCUGCUGACCAAAGAGGUGAUGGAGUACCCGGGGUUAGUGCUGAAAGAACUCAACUGUUACAGCUUCACCCUCAGCCGACACUUCUUCAUCCGUGAAAUCUUUGAGCAGAACUUGGCUGGGGAAGUGAUUUUUAAAUUCAGGCAACCAGAAUCCCACGAGAGACGCUUCAUGCGGAAGAUAAGGAAACUGAAGGAAAAACAAAGGGAGAAGAUGGGAGCACACAAAGGUGAAGAAAGCGUAGCUCCCAAGAAGUCAGAAGAGGGCAUGAAAGAAGAGGGAAGCGAAGGAUCCGAACCCAGCCUGACUGAAGGGGGGCCUUCCCAAGAAGCUGAGGAAACACAGGGCCUGAGAGAGACCUCCUCGGAGGCAUCUCAGGACCUAGAACAUCUGAGGGCUCCAGAAGAGAGGGAAGAGAUAGGGGAAGAGGAGGAGGAAGAGGAGAGAGAAGACGAAGAAAUAAAAGAGGAGAGGGAAGAGGAGGAAGAGGAAGCAAAAGAGGAGAGAGAAGAGGAGGAAGAGGGAGAGGAAGAAGAGGAGGAGGAGGAGGAGACAAGAGAGGAUGAGGAGGAUGAAGACGGUAUGAAUGAAGACGAGCUGGAGUACGAUCAGGAAACCUAUCAGGCUGAUAGCAAGGAAGAGGUCAUGGAGGAGAUUUCCCGUGAAGAAAUGGAGUUCUUCACAACUGCAAGCGGGAACACGUACUUUGCCUUCCUGUCUGUGGAAGAUGAGCAACAAAUACACAGUAGGCCCCAUUCCCAGCACACCGUGUUCUUCCAUGACUCUUUCAGCAACAAGUACAUAGAGAAAGUGGCUGUUCCUGACAAACUAAUCCUAAAGAUUAAGAAACGGAUUCGAGCUGGCUUCUUUGAACAUCUUGAGAAAUGGUUCGACCAAAGUGCCCUCAACUCUCGGAUGGUGGUGGCUACCAAGGUCGACGAGCUGAAUUCGGAGCUGGAGCUGCGGCUGCACCUGCACAAGCCAAGACUCAAGCAAGUGGAGAAGGAUAUUCACAAUGUCAGAGCAGCCGAGCUCCUACUUCACCAGGAGAGGCUAGACAGCCACUGUGCCGGUGUGAUCGAGACGUUGAAGAAGGAGAGGCUCAUGUUCUGUCAGUUCCAAGAAGAGCAAGCCGUACGGAGCAAAAACUUUCGCCGCAAGAUCUACGACAUGGAGCACAUUUUCUUGAACGCCACUAAAAGCCAAAAGCUGGCUCAUCUCACCAAUACACUACACCGGGAGCUGCUCAGCUACGUGGACGUCAUCCAGGUAUCCCUGCGAAGCUUCCGGCAAUACCUAGAAGAGAGUCUGGGCAAACUCCGCUACACCAACAUUGACUUUGUCAAACACUGCAGAUUGUUUUCAGAGGGCGGCAACUUUUCCCCUGAAGAAGUUGAGACGCUCUGCCACCGACUGGAGAAGGAGGCUACCCGGAUUGAGUUCGUUGAAAGUUUGAUCAUGAUCCACAUGGAAAAAAUGGAGACAGAGUACCUGGACCAGGCCAAUGAUGUCAUCAACAAAUUCGAGAGUAAAUUCCAUAACCUAUCUUCGGACAUUAUUUUCAUAGAGAAAAUCCAGAGGCUGAUGACCAAUCUUCAAGUGAAUAUCAAGUGUCAGGUGGCAAAGUCCAACUCCCAGGCGGAAGGGUUAAAUUCUUCUCUGGAACAGCUUCAGCAGAAGAUACAAACGUGUCAGGACCACCGGGGAGACAAGGACAACGUGACCACAGAUGAUCUCCUUGCCUUUGUCCGAUCCUGGAAAGAAAAACUGAGCCAGAGGAUUAAGUAUCUCAACUGCAGCCUGGACAUGGUGUCCAUCACUCAGGAGGUCUUUACGGACAACAUCCUGACUGAUGCUGAGAUGGAGAGCGAGAUCCAAGUGUGUUCAGAGAUCCUCGAGGAGGAAGGCAAGGUGGGCCUUGUCACCCCCGAGUCCUUCGCCCAGCCAACCCGCAUGGGGAGGCCCAUGAUUGAAGACCCUGCUGUAGACGUGAUCAGAAGGAUCCUUCAAAUUUCUCAGGCAAAAUCGACAUGCCCCUGUGAUAAGGAACGCUCCCAAACAGUCUUGAAGAGACAUCGGUACCGGGGAGAAAAGGCUUUAAAGAAGGCCUUGGCCAGCUCCAGUGUUACCUCAGCAGGCAGCAUGACACGGCAUUCCAAGUACAUCAGAAUCGACAGAAAGUUCCAGGUGCUCGGGGAAAGGCCUUCUUCUCAGGUUGAGGACUUCAAAGGCAUCAUCCUGAAUCUCCUAUGGGAGAGCAACGAGCACCUGUUGGUUGUAGUGGAGGAUUUUUAUCGUAAAGAGAAACACCCGGUCACCAGGCCUGAAUGCAUGUAUGAAAACUUCGACCAGUGCGCUGACCACAUUGGCAGGAAGAUCCUAGACUAUCACCACCAGGCAGACGAAUACCACAACUCCUGCCUUCUGGAAUUACGUGCCCAGGUGAGGAGGUUUGAGGAGCUGCUGCCCCAGGUGUGUUGGCUGGUGACAGAGAACUACAAGGAACAGCACUGGAGCAAGUUUUGUGCAUCCAUGAAGGAGGUCCAGGAGCAGUUUGAGCAGCAGCAGAAGCAGCUAGAGAAGGAGAAGGAAGAAAAUGCUCAGAAGCUCCACCCGAAUCUUGGCCACCCCACAUACAUCAGUCAAAUGGAGUCACUACAAAUCAGGGAGGAGCUGAGGCAGCAGAAGGUGGACCAGAUGAUCUACCUGAACCAGGAGAAGAUGGAGGAAACUGCCAAGAAGUAUGCCCGCUUCUUCAUAUCGAAUUUGGCCUCCUUCACAGAGAGGUUCCUGAUACAGUUGGAUGAAGUGAUCACCAUUGAUGACAUCCAGGUUCCACGAAUGGAGCCCCCAAAGCAGAAAGUAUCCAUCCUCAUACGCAGGAAGCUGGCCAUGCUCUCUCUGGAGGAAGAGAGCGAGAAGCCCCUGAUUGAACGUGGGAGCAGGAAGUGGCCAGGAAUCAAGCCUAACGAAAUCACCAUUCAAAGCAAGAUACUGAUUCGGAGGACGCCAUCAAUAACUACUCUUAAGACCACCCUGGGCCACUUGGCCGCAGUAGAAGCCCGAGACGCUGUCUACCUGAAAUACCUGGCACUGUUUGACAAAGAAAUGAAGAGUAUCCAGGAUCGUUUCAGGACCCUGCUGUUGGAGUCUCGUCGCUGGAAGGAAAGCUGGAAACGCUCCCUUAGCACCAUCAAGACCCUGUACUCGACCCGUCCUCCUCUGUACUUCAAAUAAAGUCUUUAUUUUUCUCCCUGCCCA